Messenger RNA from Arachis stenosperma, 966 nucleotides. RefSeq lists its product as uncharacterized. The coding region runs from base 1 to 966 and encodes 321 amino acids. NCBI's taxonomy places the organism in Eukaryota, Viridiplantae, Streptophyta, Magnoliopsida, Fabales, Fabaceae. The record is from RefSeq and is a predicted model, not a curated record. The transcript has a single exon.
AUGGUUUCGGAGGACCUUGGAUCAGAUCUACUCAUGGAAGACCCAGCUCCCUUCAAUCCUAAGUCUACGAUUGAGGUUUCUCUAGAGGAGUACGAAGACUGGUGCAAGCCCUGUAAACUCUCUUUAAUUGUGAAGCCUCUUGAUAAUGUUCUCAAUCUUCAAGCACUUGACAGAUGGGUGCAGAGACGAUGGGUCAAAAAAGGAUCCAUAAGGGUCAUGGAUCUCGAAGGAAAAUUUUUCUUGGUCAGAUUCACAGAUCAAGAUGACUAUUCCCAUGCACUUUUUGAAGGUCCUUGGAUGAUAGCUGACCAUUAUCUCCUUGUUCAGAGAUGGAGACCUCUAUUCAUUUCUCAAGAGAUGGAUGUCCAGAAGGUCGCGGUAUGGAUUCGAAUCCCUAACCUCCCAGCUGAAUUAUAUAAUAAGUAUUUUCUUUGGAAAGUGGGGAAGGCUCUAGGCACUAUGCUCAAGGUGGAUGAUUUAACAUCUAUCCACUCUAGAGGAAGGUUCGCAAGAAUAUGUGUUGAAAUCGAUUUAAGGAAAAAAAUUAUUCCAACCUUUACAGCCCUUGGCAAAGACUUUAACAUUGUAUAUGAAGGUCUACAUCAAAUUUGCUUUAGCUGUGGUCGAUAUGACCAUAGAAUGGAAAACUGCCAUGACAAGGUAGCCGGAACCACCAGUAUCGGCAGACCUAAAGCGGCUGAGGGCAGUAAAACUAGUCAUGAAGAACCCAGCAGCAACGGUCAGGAAUCAAAUCAGGGAGUACGAGAUUUGCAACAGGAUCCAAAAAGGAAAGAUAUUCCUAUUGCGAUUAAUCAGAAAACUAUCACGCUCACGUCUCAGGAAGCGCAACUAAAUGAGAAGGAUUUGCUAAAUCACACUACUAAUCUGGAGGAAAUCAGCGUAAAUCAAGGAAAUAAUCUGUAUGGCCAAUGGAUGAUUGUGAAGAAAAAUCAAAGAAAGACGUAG